Messenger RNA from Linum trigynum, 2717 nucleotides. Lineage: Eukaryota; Viridiplantae; Streptophyta; Magnoliopsida; Malpighiales; Linaceae. The record is from the annotation of a GenBank genome assembly.
CUGCAAUGAGACGGAUAUGAGUAUCGAGAUACCCGCCCCGGACCUGCCCAUGACAAUCCUACUCACGAGUAACCACCACAUUUACCUUUUCCGCCGCUCUCUAAUAAAUUUAUUCUAGCGGGUCGGUCGGAAUAGUGGUAACUGACUGUUUUAAGAGGGGUUGACUCUGAAAGCGGCUCAGCCCUUCAAACCUCCUUCCCAGUUUCCUGCCUGCCUGCAAUCGAUCUCCCUUCUUCCCCACUCCGCUUUUCACUUCCAUGACUCUUUCCAAUAUCCAUCCCAUGAUCUCCUUCACAUUAUCGCUACAUCGUAACUUCUUAAACUCAAUAACGAUCGCUUCUCUCAGUAUUCCUUCAAGAUACCCUUUUUAGGGUCCCCUUCCAAUCCCUCAGCAGCUGCCCGUUCUUCCUAGCACAGUUCUCUUAACUUGCUGCGAAUAUGUGGAGGAAUUUCGCCAGACGAGUUUCUUCCUCCAAAAGGGUCAAAUUCCCUUCAAGCAGUGCUUCCCGGUGAUCAGAUAUGCGACAGCCUCCUUAUCUCGCUCUCGGUGGCUGCGACAAUUGGAAAAGCAGUUCCCGAAUUGCCAGGAAGUGGCAUUUUGGAGCGGGAGAAGUGACGAUUUAGGUGAUCUUGAUCUGGUGAGCUAACUCUAGUCUCUGUUUUAUUCUCAAGAUCGAGAAAAGAUAUGGAAUCAAAGCUGCUGAAUGUUGGUACCCAUGAAGCGGGAAACGAGUUUGAGUCUUCACUAAGGCAAGCUUUCAUGGAACUUGAACCCAGAUUAAGGCCCCCAUUUUCUAUAGCAAUCCCAACCCCGCAGGAGUAUUCCCAACUCAAUCAUGCUCUUCUUUACGGGGUCCUAACUCCUAACUGAACCACAGUUUGCCAAGAUUCAUCUUAAGCAUCUUCAUGGCUUGGUCUCCGAUGGGUAUGCCCUUUUUGUUAGUUUGACUCUUAGGGUUGUGCUUGAGUUGUACAACAAGCUAGUUGAUUCUGUGAAGCAGCAGUUGAUUUGGGCUCUUAACGAAAUCGUUGGUGUUUUCGGGGUUGGGUUUGAUGGUUUGCUGGUGGGUUUGUUGAGGCACACUGUCGGCUGUGAUUAUACUGAUAGGGGUUUAUUGUUGUGUUUUGAGCUUAUUAAUCUGUUAUUGACAAACUUCAUCUCUUUACUGGAAGAAGAGCCCUCUGUGUUGACAAGUGCAUUGUAUGUGUAUCUUCGAUUGUUGGCCGAUCAUUGUAGAGUAUCAGGCAAUGUCCGAUCGGACUUCUUGAAGAAAUUGGAGAUUGAGUUCUGUGUGAAGAUGUUGAGGGAGCAGUUUCAUUUGAGUAUGAAGAUUGGGAGGGACCUAGUUAGGCUGCUUCAGGAUUUGGUUCAUGUCCCAGAGUUUCGCAAUAUAUGGAAGGAUUUAGUUCUGGAUCCAACUACAUUUGGAACUGAGGGGUUUUCAGAUGUUGGACAACUGUACUCUACUAGGACCUCAAGUAGGUACUUCUUGCUUCGAGUCACCCCAGAAAUGGAGCUUCAAUUGAGGUUCUUACUUGUUCAUGUCAAGUUUAGGCAUCUGAAGCGUUACCAAACGUGGUUUGCCAAGAAGUUCCUGUUUGAGCCGGAGAGGGAGACUCUUAUAGUUGACAUUAUUCGUUUCAUAUGCUGUGCUCAUCAUCCAUCUAACGAAAUUAUUCACUCUGAUAUUGUACCUAGAUGGGCAAUUAUAGGUUGGUUGCUAAGUAGUUUUAGAAAGAAGUAUGUUGAAGCCAAUGCAAAGUUGGCAUUAUUUUAUGACUGGCUUUACUUUGAUGAAAGAAUGGACAACAUAAUGAAUAUUGAGCCGGCAAUGCUUCUGAUGGUGUGUUCCAUGCCACAGUAUGUCGGCAUGACCCAAUCCCUUCUGGAGUUUUUGUUGCUUCUUGUGGACAACUAUGACCAGAUGCGUUCUUAUACAGUUGCUAAUGGUGUGUCGUUAGCCUUCAACAGUCUUGUCACUAAAGGGGUUAUAAACAAUGCGGGUACUCUGACAUCAUGUGACGCCCUUUCGCCUUUUCUGAAAGAGAGACUGAAGAAGUUAUUGUCAAGCACGAAUGAGACACUCCCUCAUCAGUUAUGUCCAAGCCGCCUGCCUCACUGUUCUGCAGAUGCUUCACAUUUGGAGACUCCAGCUUCACACCCAAAACAUGAACCUGCAGGUGCUUGACAACUAAUAUGUGUUGAAGACUUGCACAAUUUCUCAAGACACACAGGAAAUGGUAUUAGACGAGGCGUACAGAGUAUUGUGGGAGUUUAUGUGUCUGAUUAAGAAGCAGAGAGGAGUGAAAUGUCAAGUAGAUGGUCUAUUUAACAUAGAUAAUUUCGAGUUACAUGUUGUACGAGUGCCUUGGGUUGCCUAUCUGUCAAAAAACUUACACAUGUAUAUUUGUCUUAUAAAAUCAAUCAAUGGCAAAGGAUGCUGUUUUAUGGAAUCAACAGAAUGGGCAAAGGAUGCUGCAGUUUUUCCAGUGCACUACCCUAUCCCUCAAUUGUAAAGCAUCAAUGAUGUUGAAAGAUGAAAGCAGCUCACUCUGGAUUCUGUGUCCUUGGGUUUGUUACUCUUGGGUUAAAUGUAUCAGGGAUUCAGAAGAACCAUUACAAUGGACAGAGCUUCUGGCGAGCUUGAUCGAUCAGUACAAGAUUAGGUAGUGAAGCUGGAGCGAGUUUUGCUUCAUAAUGAAGGCAGUAAAUGAGA